GUGCAGGUUCGUCUCGGGCGCUCGCCCCGAUUCUCUCCCAACGCGGAAGCCUCUGCCCGGAACAGAAGGGGCCCCGCAGGGAGGGGCCGAGCCCGGGGCCCGAGUAUGGAGCCCGUCUCUCUCUGGACUUGCCAGACGGUGCUGGCUUGGAUCCGAGGUUUGGAUCCAGCAUUACAAGGUUACCCAGUGGAGGCGUGGGAGUUGACCGGGAAGAGGCUGCUCCGGUUAUCCUAUCGGGAUUUGGAGAAUCUGGGCGUGAGCUGCAUCGGCCACCAGGAGCUCCUCCUGGAAGCUGUGGAGCAGCUUUGUGUUUUGAACUAUGAGCUCACCACCUCCAACCUGAGGACCCUUGCCGAGAAGCUGCAAGGGAUCAUUCGGACGAUCGAAGUCUGCAUUCUGAGUCGCAGGAAAGUGAGCACUUAUCACGGAGCGACAACCGAAAAGUCCAGCUUGGAUCUCCUGGCAUCUGUGGUGGAGCUGAUCAGUGCUGCUAAAGGCCUCUUUUUAUGGCUGAACAGGUACCUCUUCUCCCACCUACAUGAUUAUUCAGCCAGCCGAGACAUCAUUUGGCUUUGUGGUGAUCUGGCAGAGACUGUGCAGAAGGAGUGCACUGUAUCUGAAAGAGAGGACCGAAUUUUGCUAAUCGGAAGACACAUUUCUGGAAUCUGUGAGCAUAUUUUACACUGCAGCCCAGCAAACCUCCUGGAUCAAACAGCCAUCUUGGAAACGGUGGAACUUGAACCUGCAGGUCCAGAAGAUAAUUUGGGCCUAGAGAUUAAGUCCUUGCCCUCCUGUCUCCAUUUGAUAUCAGGGACUGCCCGAGAGAUUCCGGUCGACCAGUACAGCAAGGUCUUCCCAGGCGAUGAAAUAGUCCAAGUCAAUGACCAGGUGGUGGUGGGGUGGACCCGGAUGAAUCUCGUGAAGAAGCUUCUGGAAUCCAGUCGAGUGACGCUGGUGCUGAAGAAAAUCCCACUGGUUUCCUCAGAGUCUUUAGGAUCUCCUCUUCACCAGCAACAACCACAGGCUUUCUUAGAAGACCUGAGCUCAAGAAGCGAUGACUCUUCAGCCAGCUCUGCGUCACCAACAUCCAGCAUGACGGCUGAGUUCGAGGGAACCCAGAAUUCUGUGCUUGAUCUCCCCACCGCUCAGGAGGAACCGAAGGGAAUUGAUUGCAGGCAUCCUGUGGAUAAUAUCUGUGGACUGGAAGAAGUCCUUUCUGGAGCAGAGGCAUUGGCUGACCCUGCUCUGGCAAAGCAGGACUUUGGAGCAGAUUUCAUGGGACCUAAAUCUCCAGGUGCUGCUGUCCCUUCCACUCCCAAGAAGCAAGAGCAUCAAUUGGGAAACUCUGCGAGACAUGAGAAUGGAUUUGUCAGAGGGCAACAGGGGCUGGCAUCGGCAGAUUCCAAAGAGGGCAGCACUGAAAUUCGACGGAAGCAGAAAGGCGUCACUACCCGAUUAAGUCGACGACGCAUCUCCUGCCAGGAACUGGGACAGGUGGACUGUGACGGUUGGCUCUUGAAAAAGAAGGACCACGUGGGCUUCAUGGCCCAGAAAUGGAAACGGUUUUGGUUUGUGCUGAAAGGACACAACCUUUACUGGUACAGCAACCCCAAUGAUGAGAAGGCUGUGGGAUUGAUCAAUGUGUCUGCCUACAGAUUGGAGAGCACCAAGGAACAGAAGAAGAAAUAUGUUUUCCAACUCACCCAUGAGAAGUACAAGCCCUUCGUCUUUGCAGCGGAAACCCUGGCUGAUCUGAGCAUGUGGGUCAGCCGUUUGAUCACAUCAAUGACUAAAUAUACAGUGUCCCGUAAACCUGGACCAUCUAACCAAGAAGAUUGCUACAGUGAAACAGAAGCAGAAGAUCCUGAGGAUGACUCUCCUAGGCAUAGCUUUGAUCAGACAAAGCAGAAGGAAUUGGAGAAAGCUCAGUUGCCAUCAGGGGCUACUGGGAGUAGCCAAAACCUUCUGGGCAGCCCAGUUUUCCAGGACAACGUAGAUGAGAAAACAGCAUCUCCUUCUUCUCCAGAUCCAGCAGAAGAAGAACUUCAGUCACUGAUCAAGUGUCUGAAACAAGGAGGAGUAUCACUUAUUGGGAAACAGCAGGUGUUCACUCGUGAAUAUUACCGGAAAUCGUUUGUCAAACGUAACAAGAACCCAGAGAUCAACGAGAAAGUACAUCUGGUCCGGACACUUCAAAGCACACUCAAGGCCAAAACUGCAGAGCUCCAAUUACUUGAUAUUCUACUCGAGGACACUGAACUGAACUCUGAGAAAUUCAGGAGCUGGAAAGAACAACAUCAGGAGUUAUACCAGGAAAUACAGAUGUGGUGGGCUAAAAAACUGGACCAAGACAAUGGCUCAAUAGACUCAAGUUUCGACCUCAACUUGGAGGCAGCUGCAGAUCCGUAGCAUCUGUUGGACCUCUGCCCAGUGAGCUAAUAAUGUCCUUCCCCCAGCUCCACUUACACAACACCAGACAGAAGUGCAGUUUUGUCGUUUCUAAAUUUUGGAUAGGAAUGUUUUACGACAAGCUUCAUCUUUAAGAGGGCAUUGGGAUUACGGUUGGGUUGGUCUAAAAGUUUUAUACGGACAGCAACAAUGGCUCCAAAUGAUUCUCUCAUUUUAGAGAGAUGGAUUACAAAUAUGGUGGCAAUUGAGAAAGGAUUGUUGGCUUUUUAUGUAACGAUGGAUAUUUCCCCCACUGCAAAAUAGAAGACCAACGAAGGAGAAAGUGGCUUUGGGUGGCUAAGCAUCAGGGAAAGAGCUGGCAUUGACUAGCACGGACUUUGUGCCCUUCAGAUUUCUUCAAAACAAGCCAUUUCCUCCAACGUCUUUCAAGAUGAAACUUUCCCUUGACUAUAUAUAGCAACCGAGAGACUCCAGUUUGUGGUUUUCAAUAAUGAUAGUUUAUAUUGACAACCAACUUGCAUUAGAAGCAGGAUUACUGUAAACAUGUAAGAAAUGAAUUAUAUAAACAAAUGUUACAAUAUGUUUCUAAAGGUUGUUUAAUGGGUUCACCCCCCUUAUUUUCAUUUUUAAAAUGACCAUUUGCCAACAAUCCAGCUGCAAUACAACAGAAUGAAUAGCAAUAAUAAUAACACUUAGUGUUAGAGUUAUAUACUGCCCCAUAGCGCUUUUCAGCGCUCUUUUUAAGUGGUUUACGAAUGUCAGCAUAUUGUCCCCAACAAUCUGGGUCCUCCUUUUACUGACUUUGGACGGAUGGAAGGCUGAGUCAACCUUGAGCCCCAUGGAACUACAAGCUGUGGGCAGAGUUAGCUUGCAAGACUGCAUUCUGACCACUGCGCCACCAGGGGCGCAGUGGGCAAGGUUUGUUAACUCAGAAUUAUUAACUGUUUAAAAUAUUCAUGUUUUGUUUUGUUUUUUACAAAAUCCUUGCAGUUACUGAAAAAUACUCAGCCCUUCAGAGGGUGUGUUUUUUUUAAGUGAAUUAUAUUAUAACACCACAAACUGUUUUUCCCCUAAAUGUAUCAAUGGUCUCUGGUGGCCAGUCACGUGCCAGUCACGUGCCAGACACGUGCCAGUCAAGGUCUCUGCUGAUUCUCCAGUCCAAUCUAAAUAAAGACAUGUUCCAAGAUGAGAGCUAUCCUUUGUUGCUCUGGGGAUUGGUACUGUUUGCAAGAGCUCUGUAUGCCAUGUAAUGCAGAGAUACAAGACUCCAGAAAGCAUGAGUACAAACCUCUUGUAAGGCAGUACUUUGGCUGAUGAGAUCACCAGGGGACUCCCAAGUGAGUAAGAACAUAACCCAGGAAACCAACCAGCAUUGAAAGAAAGAGUCCAAGUCUUUCAUCAUCUGAAACUGCCAAGAAAUGGCCUUUUUCUCUAGGAUUGGUUGGCAUUCCUUGGAUUGUAUACUGGUCAUGUCUAUGCAGCUCUCCCAAAGGCCAUUAUUGAAAGAGACAUCUUGAGGGAAAUUCACGCCACUGUGGUGUUACAGUAUCAGCCAACAUCAGGAUCCAGCCCAUGGGAGCAACCACUAGUCUGAAUACUAUGGCGCUGCUUGUCAUAUUAGCUGAAAACUGGGGAAGGUAUGUCUUCUAAGAUCUAAGAGGAAAAGAGUAAGUGAUGCUUCUAAAAGAGCAAAAUGACCCUUUCCUACUAAAGAACUUCUUUCAAUCUUGCUCAUCUCCUGAUUUGGGACUAAGGUUAGAAUCCAAGGGGUUAUCAUUAAGUGUUGUACCUUAGAAUUCUUGAUGAAGGUAUCUUUUCUUUUAUGUACACUGAGAGCAUAUGCACCAAAGACAAAUUCCUUGUGUAUCCAAUCACACUUGGCCAAUAAAAAAUUCUAUUCUGUUC
This is a messenger RNA of Ahaetulla prasina, 4314 nucleotides long. RefSeq names its product connector enhancer of kinase suppressor of Ras 1 (gene CNKSR1). NCBI's taxonomy places the organism in Eukaryota, Metazoa, Chordata, Lepidosauria, Squamata, Colubridae. The coding region runs from base 106 to 2409 and encodes 767 amino acids. The record is from RefSeq and is a predicted model, not a curated record. The transcript has 21 exons. Gene Ontology annotation, molecular function: protein binding.